Messenger RNA from Hevea brasiliensis (rubber tree), 1786 nucleotides. RefSeq names its product glutamate receptor 2.9. Gene Ontology annotation, cellular component: plasma membrane. Lineage: Eukaryota; Viridiplantae; Streptophyta; Magnoliopsida; Malpighiales; Euphorbiaceae. The transcript is spliced from 4 exons. Gene Ontology annotation, molecular function: signaling receptor activity; ligand-gated monoatomic ion channel activity. The coding region runs from base 65 to 1576 and encodes 503 amino acids. The record is from RefSeq and is a predicted model, not a curated record.
AAUCUUGCUUAUUAUAUGAAAGCUGAAGCCAUCUUCAUAUGUCAAAAACCUUCUUAACAGAUCAAUGGCCAUGGUCAAGUGCUUAGCUUAUCAACAGCCCGAUCUCCCUAUCAUUUCUUCCAACUCAGUUUCAAAAUUUUGGAUUCUUUUCCUUGUACUUAUUACCUCCUUUUCCCUCUUCCUCCCCUGUGAAACCGAAGCCACCAAUGGCAAUUGUAAGCAGUCAAAUGCAAAGCCGAUGGUUAUCGGCGUUCCAGGGAGAACCUCGUUCCAAAAAUUUGUGACAGUAUUGAAUGCAAGUGAUUAUGUUAACGGAUAUGAUGGUUUUUGCAUUGAACUUUUCAAAGAAGUGUUAAAGGUUUUGGAUUGUCCUCCAUCUUACAGAUUUGUGGCCUUCAAUGGAACCUAUGACGAACUGGUGAAUCACGUAUAUAACAAGACCUAUGAUGCUAUUGUGGGUGACAUAACCAUACUAGCUGACAGAUUAGACAAAGUGGAAUUCACGCAGCCAUAUGCAGAAUCAGGCUUGUCGAUGAUAGUUCCAGUCAAAUCUGAAAAAUCGGCUUGGAUAUUUCUGAAGCCGUUCAACUGGCAAAUGUGGACGAUCACUGGCGCCACCUUGAUCUACACAAUGAUCAUAGUUUGGAUCUUGGAGCGACAACCUAAUUCUGAAUUUAGAGGUCCAUUGGUUAAUCAGAUUGGCACUACAGUAUGGUUCACUUUCUCAUCCCUUUUCUUCGUUCACAGGGAGAGAAUUAGCAGUAAUUUCACUCGGGUGGUGGUGGUAGUGUGGCUAUUUGUUGUGUUCAUCUUAACUUCGUGCUACACUGCUAGUCUGACGUCAAUGCUUACCAUCCAACGGAUGCAGUCAGAUAUUACAAAUAUUGAUUGGUUAAUAAGAAACAAUUUAACAAUCGGCUGUGAUGGAGAUUCAUUUGUAAGGGAUUACCUGCAGAAUGUGUUAAAGUUUAAUGCAGAGAAAAUCAAGAACGUUAGCAGCGAAGACGAUUACCUCAAGGAAUUUCACCAUAAACAAAUAUAUGCUGCAUUUCUUGAGCUCCCAUAUCAGAAAGUCUUCCUCAACCAUCACUGCAAGCAAUAUGCGUCAAACACACCCACCCGUAGAUUUGGAGGAUUAGGCUUCGCAUUUCAAAAUGGCUCUCCAAUGGUAGCUGAUUUUUCCAAAGCUAUAUUAAAGCUAUCGGAGAAUGGAAGGCUGGUAGAAUUGGAAAAAAAUUGGUUCCCUUCAGAGUGUUCCAGAGAUCCGACUGACAAUGAAACUGAUAGAUUGAGCCACAAAAACUUUUGGGGUCUCUUCUCUAUAUCGAGUGCAACUUCUACCAUUUGUUUCCUAAUACUUGUAAUUAAGGUGUAUUGGCUAAAUGAAGACCAAGCCAAUAGAAGUCCUAACGAGAGCAGGAUGGUUAGUAUUGCAAGGUUUAUCUAUUAUGGAAGAACUGCUUCUCCAAGUGUUCCUGCAGCCUCCUCUUCUCCUGAGAUCGAAGAUGGGAACAAUCCUAAUGCUUCUCCAAGAGAAUCUUCAGGCCUUCUGAUUAAUCGCGGCGGAGAUCAUUAAUAAUUGUAUGGACAAUAAUACACGCACGACAUUUCCUGAUUUUGAAAAUUGAGCAGCCCAUAAUUCCACAGGUUUAUUGUCUUAAUUCUUCUGUCUGGGAAUCAUACUUUAGCUAAAGUGGUUGUUUUUAUGUCUGAUAGGAAUCAGUUGUUUGUUUCAAAUUAUACUUAUGUACAUUAAAUUCUAAAUUAAUUAUUUUUAUUUAAAUUA